AUGUCCACACCGGCUCGAAGGAGACUCAUGAGAGAUUUUAAACGGCUACAAGAAGACCCCCCAGCUGGUGUCAGUGGAGCCCCGUCUGAAAACAACAUCAUGGUGUGGAAUGCAGUCAUUUUUGGUCCUGAAGGAACUCCAUUUGAAGAUGGUACAUUUAAACUGAUUGUAGAGUUCACAGAAGAAUACCCCAACAAACCUCCUACGGUGCGAUUUGUGUCAAAAAUGUUUCAUCCAAAUGUCUAUGCAGAUGGUAGUAUUUGUUUGGAUAUCCUCCAAAAUCGAUGGAGUCCCACGUACGAUGUGUCUUCAAUUCUUACGUCCAUCCAGUCUUUGCUGGACGAGCCAAAUCCCAACAGCCCGGCCAACAGCCAGGCAGCUCAGCUGUACCAGGAGAACAAGCGCGAAUACGAGAAGAGAGUGUCGGCCAUCGUAGAACGAAGCUGGCGAGAUAGUUGA
Messenger RNA from Nerophis lumbriciformis (worm pipefish), 459 nucleotides. Lineage: Eukaryota; Metazoa; Chordata; Actinopteri; Syngnathiformes; Syngnathidae. The record is from RefSeq and is a predicted model, not a curated record.